Drosophila persimilis is the source of this 2134-nucleotide messenger RNA. RefSeq lists its product as uncharacterized. The transcript has 3 exons. Gene Ontology annotation, molecular function: serine-type endopeptidase inhibitor activity. The coding region runs from base 38 to 2023 and encodes 661 amino acids. The record is from RefSeq and is a predicted model, not a curated record. NCBI's taxonomy places the organism in Eukaryota, Metazoa, Arthropoda, Insecta, Diptera, Drosophilidae.
UCCACUCGCGCGAUCCGUCAGUUCGUUACGACCCAAAAUGAAAGCGGUUCUCUGUGUGCUGCCCCUGUUAGCGGCCUUGGUGUGCUCCCUGCCCACCGCCGAGAAGGAGGGCUCCUCCAAGGGCGCCUCCUUCGCCAGUGCGACCUCGCAGCUGAUUGCCAUGCAGCUGCUGAAGUUCAACAAAGACAUCGACGCCAACCAGGUGCACUCGCCCCUGGGAGUGACCUCCAUUCUGGGAGUGCUGGCAGAGGCCUCCGAGGGCGAGACCUACGCGGAGUUCACCAAGGUCUUCGGAUAUCCCAAGGAUCGCUCGCAGCUGCGGGACGUGUACCGUCGAGUGCUAGGACGCUACCAGAACCGAGAUUCCGCCGUGGCACUGCCCUCGUUCCAGACCUGGUUCUACAUCUACCGCAACCACAGCGCCCGGGAGGAGUUCAAGGAGCUGCUGCAGCAGCACUACUUCGUGGAGGUGAAGGACAUCAACCGGAAGGACUACGACUGGAACGAGCCCAACACUUCGCUCCAGCUCCAGCCAGAGGGAAGCGGAUCCGACGCCCCCGAGGCCGGGGAGGAGAGCCUCAGCAGCACGGAGCAGAGUAACAGCAAGGAUGUGAUCGGAUUCGAGACCCUGAAGCGCAUCAACCUGGACGACGAUUUGCUGUCAGUGCCCGCCGACACCUACGGCGAGGAGGUGCUGGACAAGGAGGCCUCCAAGCUGGACCGCGACGUGGACGACAAGCAGUAUGUGGAAAAACCAGUUGCCCAAGCGGAGGCCGAGCAGCUGCAAAGGGAGCAGGCGGCAGCCACCACCACCACGGAGGCGGAAGCGGAGGCCACAACCCCAGAAGCAGAAGCAGCAGCUGUGGAAAAACAGGAAAAACAAGCCAUCGCCGCAGCUGGGGAAAAUCCAGUGGAGAAGCAGCAGAACAAGAGGAGCGACAACGAGGAGAAUCAGAGUCAGAAUCUCAAUCUGGAGGAGAACGAGACGGUGCAGGAGGAGGAGAAGCUGCGCAAAGUGGUCGGCUCUGAGGCGGUGACCGCCGGUGAACCCGAGAAGGUGCGUCUACCCCUCCAGAAACUGGAAAGCGCCGUCAACACAGCGGCGUCCAAGGAGGGCGGUGCCGACGAGAUCAUGCUGGCCUUGGAGUCGCAUCUGGGAGCGGUUAGUCGGGUCUAUGGAGCCCGCAGUCUGUUCCGGCAGGACGACAUCACCUCUGCCCUGAGCGCCAACUCCAUCACUGGCCGCUCCGCCGGAGCCAAGUCCAAGAUGCUGCUCUUCAACGGCCUGUACUACAGGGGGAGCUGGGCCACGCCCUUCUACCAACUGAGGGAUGGGAGUGACGAGUUCUUCUUCAUGACCAACGAGGACGCCAUGAAGGCUCCGAUGAUGCACACCCGCGGCCAGUUCCUGGUGGCCGAUCUGCCCCAGCUGAAGGCCCGUGUCCUGUCGCUGCCCUACGAGACCUCGCGCUACGCCCUGUGCAUCCUGCUGCCCGACGAGACGGAGGGCCUCCACGAUGUCAUCGCCCAGAUGCAGCCCAGCGACUUCCAGCUGGGACGCGAGAAGGCGCAGCUCCGGCAGAUGCACGUGUCCCUGCCCAAGUUCCAGGUGGAGGAGACCUCGCGCUCCGAGUCGAUGCUCAAGCAGAUGGGCCUGCGGCGCCUCUUCUCCCGCACCGAGGCCCAGUUGGGGCUGCUCUCGGAGGACCCCGACGUCCAUGUGGAUGAGAUUGUCCAGUUCGUGAAUGUCCGCGUGGACGAGGGCGGCAGCAGCGCCAACGCCCUCUCCGCGGCCACCCAGGCCCGCUCUCCACAGGCUGCAGAGGAUUCCGCCUCUGUCCUGCCCGUGCCCGAGCCGGAGCCGGAGCCGGGCGUGGAACGGUUCGAGGUGAACCGCCCCUUCGCCUACUUCAUCAUGGACUGCGAGGAGCAGUUCGUCCUCGCCUCUGGCAAGGUCUACACGCCAGAGUUCAAGGACGAUCUGCCCGGUGUUUCUGUGGAGAUUGAGCUGGAACAGUCGUAGGUCCUGGGCAUCGACUGGUGCUCCUUCUAGAUUCUAAGUUUCGUAACGAAUUUUCACCGAUCCACAUGCACAUUUCAUGCAUCAAUAAACGUACAAUUCAUUUUCCCAAAA